Endocarpon pusillum Z07020 is the source of this 2463-nucleotide messenger RNA. RefSeq lists its product as uncharacterized. The record is from RefSeq and is a predicted model, not a curated record. Lineage: Eukaryota; Fungi; Ascomycota; Eurotiomycetes; Verrucariales; Verrucariaceae. Gene Ontology annotation, molecular function: zinc ion binding. Bases 1 to 2463 code for a protein of 820 amino acids. The transcript has 4 exons.
AUGGCUACUCAGGCACCGCAAUCUGCGCCAGUUGGCCCAGACACUCUCAUCACUGUCAAAGUCAUCAUAGAUGGCACCAACAGAAGAUUCAAACUUGCAUUGAGAGACCUUGGAGCGCAUGUCCUGCCUCAGAAGCUUCGCUUCCUCCUGGCCAUCCCUCCCGAUACUGAUGUGGUCUUCGAACGUUUCUCGGAUUCGGCUGGAUCCUACGUGGCACUUGACAGCAACAAUCCCGCCAUCUACAAGCAGUUGUACCGAGCUGCCAAAGCCAAGUUGAAGCUCCGUAUCAAGACUACAAUUGUCCAGCGUCCGACCCUGACCGAACCGGUGCCAAACCUUAUGGAUGAGCAGCAGCCACACUCUAACUCUCUUCGUCUGCACACUCCAAAGACCUUGCCUGCCUCGCGCCACAGCUACCUCGAAACUGUCUUGUCUACUCCUCGAGACGAAGAGAGCCAGUCUCGCCACUAUGAGACCUCCACCGUCCCGGCUAUACCUUCGUCUAUCCCGGCCGCUACCACGGCCACGAUGUCGCUUGGCAAUACUACGAAUGACACAUUGGUCACACCAGCGGAGCUCGAUCAGGCAAAAGCUGCAAAGAACGAAACAUCAUCAAAGAUGACACUUCUCAGACAUAGUGAUCUCGGGUGUGGCCCAGACCUGUUGAGUUCCGCUUUUUGCAUUGACUGCAACAAUUGUAAAAAGUCCAUUCCAGAUGAGCAUUACCAUUGCGGCAUCUGUGAUGACGGUGACUUCGACCUCUGUUCGUCGUGCGUAGCAGCCGAUGUAACCUGUGACGGAGAGGGACAUUGGCUCAUCAAAAGACGCAUUCAAGGUGGGAUUCUAGUCAGCAGCGUUACAGAGACUAUCGCACCCAAGAAGUGGCAGGAACCAAAGGUGCUGGAAAAUGAGAAAGAAGAUACACACGCCACCCAGUAUGCGGCCCGUACUUGCAAUUCAUGCAUCGAUGGAGUGCCGGGCGAAGAGCUUGUCACUUGCACAAAUUGCGCUGAUUACGACUUGUGCAUGAUGUGCUUCUCCCUCGGGGAGCACGGACACCAUCCAGCCCAUCGCUUCGAGCCAGUGUCUGCUGAUGCCUCCAAAAUCAGUUCACGUAUCCUCUCACUCUGUGAGGCAGGUCGUGGUCUUGUCCAUGCAGCGAUCUGCGAUGGUUGUGACAAGCAUAUUAUCGGCGUUCGUCACAAGUGCUUAAGUUGCCCUGACUGGGAUUACUGCUCAACCUGUGUUCUCAGCGCUCCACAGAUCCACCCCGGUCAUCGUUUUGCUGCUCUUUAUGAACCGAUUGCAGAAGUUGGCACCCACGACGAAGUUCAUUUUGGCAUCUAUUGCGAUGGACCCCUCUGCGCCAGCAAACCUCGCAAGCAGUAUAUUCGUGGCACACGUUACAAGUGUGCAGUCUGUCAUGAUACGGAUUUCUGUGCCAAUUGUGAAGCUAUUCCGUCCCUUCGUCACAACCGUACUCAUCCUUUGAUCAAAUUCAAGACACCAGUCAGGCAUGUCUCGGUCACUACGCUCGGCGAGAAGAACAAUGGUCAAAGCAUGGGGCAGAUGGGAGACCGACCAAGCGCCAGAAAUGCAGCGACAGAAACUACACCUGUAGCCAACUCCGUCAGCACCGCUACCCAGGUUCAAACGGUGGCUGAAGUCAAACCUGUCGAGAUGGUGGUGCCCCAGAAGUCCACGGAGGGUGACGUAUCGAAGAAAACCGUGUCCGAACUGCAAGCUUGGUUUGAAUGCGACUCGACACCUGAUGGCUCAAAGUUGACGCCCAACCGGCUGUUCACACAAUCCUGGACGAUUCGUAACCCUGGUCCAGAUGCAUGGCCUGCAGGAUGCGCUGUCUACUUUACUGGAGGAGAUCACAUGUUGAAUGUCGACACCAAAAAUCCAUCCAGUGUGACUGCUAUGGCUAUUGCCACCAAAAGCAACUUUAUGGAAAACACUGUUGAGCCGGGGCAGACCGCUGUCUUCACCGUCUUACUCAAGUCACCUGAACGACAGGGGCGCGCCAUCUCUUACUGGCGCCUGAAGACUCUGGAUGGGACUCCUUUUGGUCACAAACUCUGGGUUGACAUCACUGUCGCCACUGUACCGCUUGAUCUUCUUACUCCUAAGAAGGCUGAGGCAGUGGAGACUGCCCAGGAAGCUCAGAAGAACGUGGAAGUCAAGGGUGAGGAACUCAAGAAAACAGAGACUUCAACCAUGAUCUUCCCCAAGCUUGAUAAGGAGUCACCUGUUUCGAGCGUGCAUGGUCUUCCCACUGCUGUUGCAGCGGUCGAGGUAAAGGCGGAAGAUGAGGAGCUGGCCGAGGACCUCGAAAGUCUGCACUUUGAAGAUGAAGACGAGACCGACGAUGGUUUCAUGACCGAUGAAGAGUACGACAUCCUAGAUGCUAGCGAUGAAGACUUGUUGAUGGAAGCUCAAAGUGCAGCACAGAAAUGA